AAGUGGAGCUCAAAAGUCCCUUGCUUGCUCUAGGAUUGAAGCAGAAGGAUCCCAAAGUCUCGUUAGUUCCGUCUGCUCGUGCUGUUGUUGCAGGCUUGAGCGGGAACUGUCCGGAGUCUCUUGUCUGCAGGCGAAUCAGUCACCCUGGGGUCGUGGACUGGGGUCUGCUUGAAUGCAACAAGCGGGCGAUUGUGGUGGUGUCCUUCCGAUCUUGCAUCCAUCGCCUCUUAAUCGCGGGGCGCCGCUGCUCUUUCCCUCUUGCAGGUCGAAGAAAGCAGGCGCUGGAGUGUUCCUGUCCGGAGCCGGCGUGCCGAGAGAGAGAGAGAGAGGCGCUCCUCAGUAGAGAAUGGCUGGAUCCCCCUGGAAGGGCAAGCGGAGUUGUUUUAAAGUGCUGGUCGCUACGAUUUCCGUGGCUUUGGUUUAUUCCUACAACAUCGAUCUGGAUCACCCUGUGAUUUAUCAAGGACCAAAUAACUCUUUCUUUGGAUACUCUGUGCUGGAGCAUUACUACGACAAUACUAGAUGGGUCUUGGUUGGUGCUCCAAAGGCAGAUUCUAAAUACAGUGCCUCUGUUAAGUCCCCAGGGGCUAUAUUUAAAUGCCGUGUCCACACUAACCCUGACAGGAGGUGCACAGAACUGGAUAUGGGUCGAGGCAAUGGUAGAGGCAUGCCCUGCGGAAAAACAUGUAAGGAAGACAGAGAUGAUGAAUGGAUGGGUGUAAGCCUGGCAAGACAGCCCAAGGCUGGAGGAAGUAUACUGGCCUGUGCACAUCGUUGGAAAAAUGUCUACUAUGAAACGGAGUAUAUCCUUCCUCAUGGUUUCUGCAACAUCAUUCCACCAAAUCUAGGGUCCAAUGGUAAACAGUUAAAGCCUUGCUAUGAAGAGUAUAAGAAGAAAUACGGUGAAGAGCAUGGCUCGUGUCAAGCUGGAAUAGCAGGCUUCUUCACAGAGGAGUUGGUCAUCAUGGGAGCUCCUGGGUCUUACUACUGGACAGGAACUAUCAAAGUACUGAACCUCACUGACAAUACCUAUUUCAAACUGAAUAACGAUGUUGUGAUAGCCAAGCGGUACACAUAUCUAGGAUAUGCAGUGACAGCAGGUCAUUUCUCUCAGCUGACGACCACAGACAUUGUAGGAGGAGCACCCCAGGAUGGAGGCAUCGGAAAGGUAUACAUUUUCCGAACUGAUAGAAGAUCUGGUUCUUUGGUACAGAUUUUUCAGGCUUCAGGUAAAAAGAUGGGCUCUUACUUUGGCUCCUCCUUAUGUGCAGUUGAUCUGAAUUCUGACGGACUUUCAGACCUCCUGGUGGGAGCGCCCAUGUUUUCCGAGAUCAGGGAUGAGGGUCAAGUCACUGUCUAUCUCAGCAGAGGAAAUGGAGUUCUGGAAGAGCAGCUUGUUCUGAAUGGUGACAAUGCCUACAAUGCACACUUUGGGGAAAGUAUGGCUUCCCUGGGGGAUAUCGAUGAUGAUGGAUUCCCAGAUGUCGCCAUUGGUGCCCCUAAAGAAGAUGACUAUGUAGGAGCUGUCUAUAUCUACCAUGGAUAUGCUGGUGGCAUCAUACCUCAAUAUUCUAUGAGGAUACCUGGGAAACGGGUAAGCCCAAGAUUGCAGAUGUUUGGCCAGUCCAUGUCAGGAGGAGUUGAUAUGGAUGGAAAUGGCUAUCUAGAUGUGACGAUUGGAGCAUUUAUGUCAAACCAUGUGAUUCUUCUAAGAUCCAGACCGGUCAUUACUAUGGAUGUCUCCAUUUUCCUGCCAACGUCCACUGACAUCACAUCUCCUCAGUGUCAUGAUGGCUUGCAAGAAGUGAACUGCCUAAAUGUUACAGUCUGCUUUCGAUUCAGAGGCAAACAUGUUCCAGGACUGAUAGGGUUGAAUUAUAACCUGACAGCAGAUGUGAUGAAGAAAGAAAAGGGCGAUCCAAUAAGGGUUUACUUUGUCUCUUCUGGAGAAGCCACAGGUCAGAUCACAGAGCAGAUGCAGCUGUCAUAUAUGCAGGAGAAAUGCAAGCACUACAGCGCCUACGUGAAGAAAAGAGUGAAAGAUGUGAUCUCACCAAUUGUAUUUGAAGCUGCAUAUAGCCUUGGGGAACAUAUCACCACAAAGGAGGAAAAAGAAUUACCUGCACUCAAGCCCGUACUCCGAUGGAAAAGGGGACAGAAGAUGGCUCAGAGAAAUCAGACUGUUUUUGAGAGGAACUGUCAAUCAGAUGACUGUGCUGCUGAUCUGAAACUUCAGGGCAAACUAUUCCUAUCCAGCAUUGACGACAGGGCUCCCUAUUUGGCUUUGGGAGCAGUGAAGAAUGUUUCGCUUAACAUCUCCAUCUCCAACAUUGGUGACGAUGCUUAUGACACAAAUGUAGCCUUCAACUUCUCCAAAGAGCUCUUCUUCAUCAAAAUGUGGCAAAAGGAAGAGAUGGGCAUUGCAUGUGAGUUGUUGGAACCAGACUCAGACUUCCUUAAAUGCAGCGUGGGGUUUCCCUUCAUGAAAUCAAAGUCCAAGUAUGAAUUCAGUGUUAUCUUUGACACCAGUCAUUUGUCUGGAGAAGAGGAGGUUCUUUCAUUCCUUGUCAUUGCUCAAAGUGGGAACUUAGAACACAACCUACAUGACAACUCUCUAAGCCUGUCGGUUCCCCUGAUGCAUGAAGUGGACUCAUCCAUCUCUGGAGUGGUCUCUCCCAGUUCUUUUGUUUAUGGCGAAUCAGUGGCGGCAUCCCAGUUUAUUCAGCUGGAAGACUUUGAGUGUCAUUUUAAGCCCCUCAACUUCACUUUUCAGGUCUACAAUGCUGGCCCAAGCACCCUUCCUGGAUCAUUUGUCGACAUUUCAUUUCCAAACCGUCUCUCUGCUACUGGAGCUGAAAUGUUUCAUAUUGAGCAGAUGAUGGUUUCUCAGGACAAAGGAAAUUGCUCUUUUCAGAGAAACCCGACCCCAUGUGUCAUUCCUCAAGAGAAGGAGAAUAUUUUUCAUACAAUAUUUGCCUUUUUCACAAAGUCUGGGAGAAAAGUAUUGGACUGUGAAAGACCAGGAAGGUCCUGCUUAAUUAUACGCUGUAACUUAAGCUCCUUAGCAAAAGCAGAAUCCCGAAGCAUAGAUGUGUCUAUGCUAUUGAACACUGAGAUACUAAAAAAGGACAGUUCAUCAGUCAUUCAAUUUGUAACGAGGGCAAAGGUGAUGGUGGACACAACUAUCCAGACAGUAGAAAUACCCAAUGGUAAUUCAGAAGAUGCAACAGUGGUCUUUGAGGCCUUGCAUAAUUUGGAGCCUCGUGGUUAUGUGGUUGGAUGGAUCAUUGCUAUCAGUUUGCUGGUGGGAAUUCUCAUCUUCCUGUUGUUGGCCGUGCUGCUAUGGAAGAUGGGCUUCUUUCGCAGAAAGUACAAAGAAAUAAUCGAGGCUGAGAAGAAUAGACAAGAGAAUGAAGACAGCUGGGAUUGGGUCCAGAAAAGCCAGUAAACUGCAAGGGGGAAGAACAUUAGAAGCCCAGUGAUGUGACACACUAUUACUGCCCUUUUGGUCCUGUUCUUGUAUCUUCCAUAUGUGGAAGAAGGAAUCUUCUCCAGAUUUUUCGGAGGCCCCAUUGACGCUGUUGUUCUUCAUUAUCUUAAGCUAGGGAAGGUAUCCUGAGGCAGCCUCUGCAGACGUGUCAGGUGACUGGAGCAAUUUAUACUUCCUGGAAGAGAUGAACUUUGAUAACUGAGCUGCAGUGCAGAGCAAUAUUUAUGAAUCCAACAUACGUGGUAUACCCUCAGGGGAAGACUGUUGCCUAAAAAAGUAUUUUUUAUAAAUAUAAGCUUUUAAUACUGAUUAUGUCUUUUUAUAUAUUUGUAUCAAUGUUUUAUGUUUUCUAUUGAAUAGCUAUAUAUAGUUCACUAAAGCACUGAUAUCCAGCUGAAGUCUUGGACAUGUAUGUCUGUAUAUAUCAAUCAUACUGUACUGUUAAAUUUCAGUGCAGAAGAGACAAGCAGAUGAAACUAGAUGAAAAACCUCACGUAGUAAAUCCACCAGUCUUGGUGAUGUUAUAUAUAAAUUCUCCAGUGGCAGUAAGCCAAAGUACUUUCACCUUAAAAAAAAAGAAGAAGCCAAUAUUAGAUAUUUGAGUUGUGAGCUAAAGAACCCUCGAUGCUACACAGAUUGGAUUAUUAUUUUUUUUAAUGAUUCUGCUGAUCAGAACUGUCUACAUACAGUAUGUCACAAUUUUGUUUUCUUUUUUAAAAAGAACCCUUUUUCAUCUUUAUUUCCCUUUGUCAUGAUUUGUCAGCAGUAUAGUCCCCUCUCUGAAAAUAUGUCACCUUGGAGCAUGCUGGGUCCUCCCCCCCUCCUGCCAACCCAAACAACAAAACAUUUUUUCACAAUUUCUAGAACUAUCACUUGGCACAGACAUAAAGCCUGUGACAAGUGAGUUUUGUUUAUUUGCAAGUAAAGCAAAUCUGAAAACAAUGAGAUGCACCAAGCCAAAUGCAACCCACCAGCCAUGCACUAUGGCCUGUCAAGUGCUUUAUAAACAUCCUUAUCCCUUGCAGUCUCAGACAGGCAGCAAAAAUGGGUAGUUUAUAAAGCCCCUGGUGAGUGACCAUAAUUGUUACUGAGCUGUGCCUGGCUUGGUAGGUCAAAAUUUGGGCAGGCCUAAUAUCUUUAUAUUGGCAAAUUGGAAAAUGCGUUAACAUGAAAAUAAAAACCUACAGUUUCCCAAAUGACCCCUCAGCAAUUUUAAAAAGAAGCAUUAUCCUCUUUCAAGAACAGAUGCGCAACUUGGACCCUCCAGCUGUUUUGGGACUACAGCUCCUAGCAUCCACAGCCAUGGUGGCCAAUAGGGAUGAUGGGAGUUGUAGUCUAGCAUCUGCAGGAGGGCCAAGGUCAUGCAGCCCUGUUUUAGAACAAACAAAGCUUAAGUAGAAUGGGAGGAUAUGGGGAAAAGCUGGCAGGGGUCAAAGAAAAGCAAGAAAAUGUGGCAUCAUGCAAUGAAUGCAUUUAAUGCAGCUGGAAAAUCAAAUAUGUACCAUAUCACAUUUCAUGCCCCCAUAUCAAAACAUUGCUACCCCUUCUGACCCUCUUGUGUGACAUACUUUGUGAAUGACAACAAUUCCUUCCAACCAAACAGUGGGAACUCUAGCUUAUGUUGGCUUUGAUAUCCCCUUAUUCAUAGGGCAUAUUGCACUGAAGAAAGCGGCAACGAAUGUCUUCCUUUGGCUAACCCAGACUCCACUGAUAUGUAGUCCUUUGGCAAUGGCAGGAAACUGGGGAGUCAAGAUACUAUAAACAUAAAGAUAAGAAACUCCCAUUAUCCAGUGCUUGGUUAUUUUAUGACUAUUUAUUUGUCACUUUUCAUGUUACAAUCUUGGUCUUAGUUUGGUCUCGCAAAGGAUCUGUGAGGUGAAUCACUGCUAUUUCUGGCUCGCAGCUUGGAAAUGUAUAUUUAGAGAUUGUGCUAUUUCCAGGGCCAUCUAGUAAGUCUAUGGUUGUGUUGAGAUUGAGAUCAAACUCCAGCAGUUUACACACUGGAUGACACUGAUUAUCUGCAAGGCUUUGUUGUUGGAAUGUACAGGUGUCCCCCAUGUAAAUAUUACAGUUAUGGAAUGCACCUCCCUUCAUAAUGUUUGAAAUACUGCGUUACAUUACUAAGGCAUUUAUAUUACUUUCAGGGGCCUGGCUAACUAAAACACAAGGCUUCUCUUGAAAAUAAGUUUCUAACAGAUUUACUUGCAGUUCUAUCAUAAGAGAACUCUUAACAUUGUCCUUUCUUGUGUGCCUGCUCAUUGUGGUACAGACCUCAGUUAGUGGCUGAAUCAUCUUCGUUUCACUUGGGGAGGAGAUUCUGCAAACCCACAUGUGCAUGCAUAAGGAAAAUGUCAGAACUUAAGUAACUACAUCAAAGACCAGGCUAGUUUCCAAGUAAGUUCCAUGACUUUCCAUGAGAGCAAUAUCAGGCAAAUAUGCUGGUGGUACUACAGUCAACCAUUGAGUCAGACUAUUGAUCUACCUCCCCUAAUACUGUCUUCUUUAGCAGACAGCAACUCUUCAGGCAGAGGUUUUCCCCUGCUACCUUGAAUUCCUGGGAAAUGCCAGGGAUUGAACCUUAAUAGGAGAAUUGCUGGUCUUGUGGUAGCAAGCAUGACUUGUCCCCUUAGCUAAGCACAGCCCACCCUAGUUGCAUAUGAAUGGGAAACCUGAUGUGUGAGAACUGUAAGAUAUUCCCCUUAAGGGAUGGAGCCGCUCCGGGAAGAGCAUCUAGGUUCCAAGUUCCCUCCCUGGCAUCUCCAAAAUAGGGCUGAGAGAGAUUCCUGCCGGCAACUUUGGAGAAGCUGCUGCCUGUCUGUGAAGACAAUACUGAGAUGGACCAAUGGUCUGACUCAGUAUAUGGCAGCUUCCUAUGCUCCUAUGACCUUUUUGCAUGGAAGUUAAGUGCUUUGUCUCUGAGGUGUGUCUCUGUCAUGAGGACUGUGUCACUUUACAAAUGCAAACAUACAUUAAUUCUUCAACUGAGGGUUCCAGGUAAACUUGCAGUCGCAUGUACAUUCAGUGGGUUGCUGCUGCUUUGUAAAUGUCUGCAGGAGAAAUAAGCAUCUUCAAACAAUAACAAGCAGGUUAAAUAAGCAUCUUCAAAAGCAGGACGAUGUCCAUGUUGGUUGAAACACCUACAACUUGCUCAUGACAUAGAGGAUUGAUAGAUUUGCCACUUGGUCUCAAGUGAAGUGUAAACCCAUAUACUCAGGGGCAAUGAUACCAAAUCUUAGCUUUUCAGAUAUGUGGUAGCAAGACCAAGCACCACUAUUAACAGUCCUAUGUGGUCUGAGUUCAGACCAGAGUAAUCCAGGUCGGUUUCUAUCUAAUCCUCACCAGACUUCAUUGUUCAGGAUCAAGCCCAGUAUGAAUUAGCUCUUCAUAUAUCGAUAGACUUGUGCCUUUCUAUUCCACUUAUAGGAAGUCUGCGUAAUCUUCAUCUCAUUGAAAUAAUUCUUACAGCACAAUCUUUACAGCAGAAGGACGUCCCAAUGUGUUCAUUGGGGCUUACUCCCUGGUAAGUGUAUUUAGGAUUGCUGUCCAUUGUAUUGUUUAUGACAUCCACCAGCCUGAUAUUUCAAUAUGUGGCUGAACCUGCAUUUUCAUUUUAUGUCAGUGAUACAGGCACAUAGAAAGCUACAAGAAUGUAAAGAACAGGUUACAGGACUAGUGUUCUUUAUUAUUGUCAAUGCAUUUCAGUACUGAAUUUUUCCCCCAAGGGUGUUAUAAGAAGAAAAUAUGCAUAAUUUAAAAUUGCAGUUUUAAAAUAAAUGACCCAAUCCUGUCAGCUGUUCUUUGCAUUUCAUAGUCUUACAUAUUUCCAUAGCUGCUGUCAUUGAUCAUUAUUGCACUUGGUAUACAUAGGAAUCUACCUUAUACUGAAGCUGUUCUCACAACCAGGAGAAAUUGGGCUAAGGGAGCCUAGCCUGAUAUUUCCUGGUCCUCUGCUGCCACGGGUGCCACGUGGCUCCCGGCAGCAAACUAACCCUGUUUGGUUGAUCGUGUGCUGCCACUGCUCCACAGUGCGGCAACACAUGAGGAGACCCCCACUGGGAGGCUAAAACAAGCCUCCCAACCCCGGGGGUCUCUCCAGAAUGCCCCACGCACUUGCACGAGGCAUCCUGGAACUUCUGGGGGGCCAACUGGCCCCUGAUCCCUGCUGCCCCUGCUGGCUCCGUGACAGAGCUGGCAAUCGUGUGGGUGGCCGAUCCAGCUGCCCAGGGAUGGCUCCCUGCCCGUGUGCAGGGAGAGCGGGUUAAGCCUGCUCUCCCUGUACUAACCCUAACGGCGCUUCACACCAGUUAUGUGUAGCACCUCACUUAGUCAGAUCCUUGGUCCAUCUUGGUUAGUAUUGUUUGCACAGACUGGCAGCAAUUCUCCAGGCUUUCAAGGGUGUCUUUCCAGCCCUCCCUGGAGAUGGCAGGGAUUGAACCUGGGUCCUUGUGCAUGCAAAGCAUGUGCUCUACCAGUGAGCUAUGGCCCCAAUAUGGACAAACAUUGGGAAUGAGCAGGAAAUGAAUCAUCACAUAGAAAUGGAGCUUAAAAAGAGACACAAAACACCAUCAGUGUUGGAUUCUUCUCCUAACUGAAUAAUAUUGCAAAUAUUAAUAAUCCACAGAUAUGAGGAAGAAAUUGUCUUAAAAACUGGAAUAGUUCCUAAGUAAAACAGUACCACCUGUGCUUCCCUCACAUGCAUCAUUUUUGUAUAGUCUGAACAUUUGCCAAACAUUUGUAACCUGAAUUUCUGACUAGAUUACCAACAUAGUUUUGAAGGUUAAAUAAACUAUUGAUUCAGAAUUUGCUUGCUCUGCAAGGGAGGAACGCAUUGAUCUGACGUACCACUAAGUGACUAUGAUAUAAAAUAACUCUGUUCUUGUGCUUCUAAAGCAAUCUGACACACAGACAUUGAGCAGAUAAAGCUUUCCUCAUUUUUUCAUCUGCAUGCCAGGAAAAGCAUCAGCCACUCAAUUUCUUUGUCUAAAGGCACCACUAAAGGCACCAGCUUAAAAGACAUGGCAACCUAAAUCACUCUCAAACCCAUUGCAUUAAUUCACAGAAGUAUGGGAAUUUAGCUAGCAUUCCACAUCUAUAUUCAGUUGAGAACCAUGGUUCUAGACUACAGUGUGGCAUAAUACCAACUGGAGGGAUUAUCUUCUAAAAAACUGAUAGUGGCUAACAUCCGAACAAAACACUAGUGCAACAGGAAAAAGCACCAGUGCACCACCAGUGCUUCUGAAGCGUUUCAGACUAAUGCUGCACUGGUGCUAGUGUGGGGAAUUUCAGUGACCUCCUCUUCCCCCCAAAGCCCUGUGUGCCAUAUGGAACCAUGUCCCUGAGGCUGGACAACCCUCAGGGACAUACUUUCCGGUGGCACAGAGCACUUCCUGGGGAGGUCAUCAAAAUGUGCCCCCCAUACUGAGCCAAGAGUAGAGCUGCGUUAGUUGAACUCUUCAGAAGCAUUGCUUCUUCUCCAAUUGGCUGGUGCUUUAUUAGUCAGGAUGUCAGCCAUAGUUUGGUUGGAUUACAGAUUAUGUUUGGGUUUAGCUAUAUGGGAUGCUCAGUCGUGUGUGAUUUAUUCCUGAUGUUUUGUUUGUAGCAUUUUACAAAACAAUCGAAAGUAGAUGACCAGAGUGGCGGCAUUAAAGCUUUUAUUUUCCCUUACAGGCAGGCUCUUUUUAAGCCUUUGAGAGGCCCAGAGGCUGGAUGUUUAUUUGAGGCCUCCCUUCUUUCUCCUUUCAGUUGGAGUGUACUAUUUGUCGAUAUUGAUGUUGCCCCACUUUGUUCUCAUUGUGCCUCCCCUAAAAAAAGGGUCCCCUUGCAGGGCUGAAAAGCAGCUCUGUGUGUGUAGUUUUUAAAGUGGAUGUAAUGAGCAAUUCCCCACCCCAUGUUUGUCUUUUACUUUCAAUUGCAGCCUCUGUAACUGUAUCGUGUAAAAGAAAAACAGUCAUGGAAAAACAUGCAUGGCUUAGUAUCAUGAGAAGUUUGGCCUUAAGGAAAAGGGGGGAAAUCAUAAUAGAUCACAACUAUUGCAUUAUGUUUUGCAGGUAUUUUAUGGUUCAGAUGUCACAAACUGUUUAGGUUUUCUGUCCUUUUUGUGGCUCUCCCUUUUGGUUUCUUUGUAGUUCUACUGUGUCUAAUUCCAAUUAUAAUAAUCAGAUUUGACAGUGGAACCCACCCGAAUAUAUUACAGAAUAAAUACAUUCAGAUUUCAUUAAACAUUCACAGUUAAUUUUUUGUUAUCAAGUAUCAGUUGGUUUUAAUUAGCACUGGUAAUGUAAACAGAACCCACAUGAUAGCAUAGUGUAUUUCACGUAAGCACAAGGAUCUGUGAACUGUGCAUGUAAAAGGGAGUGAUGUUGCCUAAGAAAAUGCUACAUUUUGUGGUUGGCAAAUCUCAACAGAAUUUUUGCAGGCAAGAAUCAAACCUUGGCAGUAGGCUUUUAUCCAAUGAAAGCCAAACCCAGCUCUGCUCCUUUAUGGCUCAUUCUGCAGUAGAUACGGUGCUAAGUGCCUCAUUCAAGUUUCCUGACCUUAGCCUGAGAAAAAGGGAAUAAGUAUAAGCAAGAGGUAGCCCAUGUUCACAUGUUAUGAUGGCAUUUCAUGGGUAUGUACCAAGUGGUGUCUGAGUACUGUAGCAUUCACAUUUUUCCAAUACCAUCUGAAAAAUGAUUUAACUCCAUGCUUACAAAAUGCAAUGAGACCAUUCUAGUAGCAAUUGUCUUCAAAUGCCAUAUGUAAACAAGGAGGCAUUUCCCACAAUCCUUGGAAAGCAGCCUAAGGGAGCUAGCCCACUUUCUAGGGAUUGUGGGAACCAUUGGGCUUGCAGGUGAGCCUGGUGCUCCCACGGCAGCUAGCCCGGCUAAUUCCUCCUCCCCUUAAAUGAGGUUAACGGAGCGAGCGCUCCAUUAACCUCAUUUUUUUGCUUGUGUGUUGCCAGGCAUGCGGUGACACACGAGUAGACCCCCGACCAGGAGGCUGCAAGCAGCCUCCCGGGCUCGGGGCUCUCUCCAGGAUGCUGGAACGAACCAGUGCUAAUUAAGUUCAUACCAGUGCUAAUUAAGUUCAUCCUGGAACUUCCAGGGGCCGUGCGGCCCCCCGAUCUGGCCGCCCAGCUAUGAGCAGCUGUCCAUCUGUAGGGAAAGCGGGCUAAGCUCUCCCCGCAGGUUUUCUUCCCACUUUGCUUCCACACAAUCACUUCUGCCCAGGUUUUCCUUCAACCUGGCUUCCACAAAACCAGAAAUUGGGAACACAUACAACUCCAAAACCUGGAUAGAACACAGUUUUUGAUAGUAUGAAUGACCUCUAGAUCUGUUUAUGCUGUGGCACAGAUUAAAAAUGGAUUGGCUAAGUAUGAUACCUGUGCAGCAUUUCUAUUUUUGUACCACUUUUUCGCACUAUAGCAAGCAUCUCAGAAAAUAUUUGGAAAGUCAUUGCCAAGCUUAUUCUUAUAGCGAACUGCUUGUCUGUCAAGGUCUUUCUUUCUUUCUUUCUUUCUUUCUUUCUUUCUUUCUUUCUUUCUUUCUUUCUUUCUUGGAAGUGCUCAUUUAAAAAGAAACAAACCUGAGCAUUCAUUGAAAAACAAUGACCCAGCUAUUAAAUACGUAGUCUUUUCUUACCUGUUCUGGAGAUCCCAGAGUAAGUAGACCAAAACAGCCUUGUGGAGUGCCACUGUAAAUUUCAAUUUAAUACCAUGACAAAUGCUUGGGGCAGUUUUAGUUAUUCCAUGCAAAGUGGCCUUUGUCAAAUUUAGGUUAUUUCUUAAACAGUGAGUUCCAGUUGAUUAAAAUGUGCAGCGAUGCCACAUAGUACAGGUCUUCUGGGACCAUAUCACUUCCGACAGCAGAUGGGGUAUUAUAUGUAUGGAUACUCUCCGCCAUAUCUACCAGCUCUUUGCACACAGAAAGGGAGUUUGCCAGAGAAGGAUUUGAGGAGCUGCUUCUGCUUCUGCUUUGGAGCAUUCAAAAUCCUUCACCUGUAGCCUGAAAUGGUACAGUGCAGGAAGGACUGUACCAUUUCUGCCUGUUUAAAUUGUGUUUUUAAUAGUAGCUGAAUUUUACUUAAUAGCAUCUGUGGAACUCCAGCUGCAUAUUCCACUUGGGAAGGUAUUCAGUACAUUAAAGAAACAAAAUACAGAGAAAGACAAUAAUAUCCAGAGUGCUGAGAUAAGCACUGUGCGUUUCUGGAAGUCAUACCAAUUCCUUUAUACUAAUCAGGGCUAUGGGAAGGUUGGGGUGGGACUUGGGACAAAAAGUGAAGAUGAGCUCUGCCCCCCCUCCACCUCUCUGACUUCUUUGGGGAGAGGGAGAGUGGAGAGCAAGCUGUUAUCCAGCCAGUGGGGCUCCCCUCCCCUGAGGGCCCAGGGACUUCUCACCCCCCAACCCAAUUUACCUAUGCCCCAGAUAAUAAUGACACAUUUCAGAAAUAAUUUAUGUUCCUUGACAGAAAAUGGGAGUGUGAAGCAAAACCCUGGUGAAGGCCUACAUGAAGGGUUCACACAGGCUGAUUUUGUGGCUUCAUUUACAGGCAGAAAUCAAGGGUAUGGCACCUAGCAGAAGGUUUCCUUGCCUAGUGAACAAUGACAUGGACAGUGCCGAGGCCUUGGGGAGGGUAUGCAUUUCGAUAUUCAACAAGCCACCUGUACCGUUUUCACUCAGCUUAAUAUUUCACUCUGAUUGUAAAACUGUUAACUUUUGUGUGUGGGUUUAUUGCAGUGGAGGAAUGAAUCUGUUAUUAUCAUUGUCACCUGUAUUUACUGGCUGUGUGUUCACCUGUAUCCUAAUAUACUUGCACUGUUUUGGAAAUUUCAGGUUUAAAAAGAGAGAGAGAGAAACUUUGGGUGAAUAAAAAAAAUACCUGCAAAAAUACCUAGUAGGCUGAAUGUUGUUUAACUUUGCCUAACUAAGGUUUUCUGCUUUCAGCUAGCUAGAACGUUGUUCUUUUUUGAGGGAGAGGAGGAUAUUCCUCUUUUCAUCCAUACAUUUUUCAUUGUACUUUUUAAAAUGUAAGUGAGAAUAAUAAUUAUUGUAUUAUUAUUAUUAUUAUAGUUUAUAUUCUGCUUUCAGCAAAAAGAUCUCGAAAGGGUUUAUGUAGCAAAGGGAACCUGUGGAUCAUUCACUGACACAAAAGGACUCAUAAUCUAAAAAGACACAGUGGUGAGACAUCAGUAACAGUCACAAGGACAGACAUUAUUCUGGACUGAAUAGAGAUAGCUGUUCUCCCCUUGUUAAAUAUAAGAGAGGUGCCUUUUUGCACAGUUAACAAGAUGUAUGCAGAUGGGAACAUGGGUAUGAAUAUACAGCAUGGAUCAUGCCGAGCGGGAACAUUGUGAGUGAUUGUUAAGAGACUAUGGGCAGCAAUCGGACUUGUUUGCCAUUACUUAGCACCAAUGUGACAAGUUAAUUGGCUCUGAAGCAUUGAAGCUGAAUACUUUGCACCUUGCCUCUGGCCCCGUGCUGUGAGGGCAGCUGUUCCCUCCUGUGAACCAGUCCACGUUCAGCACUGGAGAGGGCCCUUAAUGGAAAGUGAAGCUGUGGGAGGCACCAGUGACAUCAUGAGGAAAGAUGUGAGGAACACCGAGAAAUGUAGCCAUUCCCAGAGUUUCCCCCAUAGAGUCCUGUGAAGAGUCUGGAUGCUACCCUAUGUGUAAUUCUAAAAUUAGAGAUUAUGGGAUUCAGGCCUUCUGCAGGUCCUACCUAUAAACUAGAAGCUUUAAUUUGGGGGAACUGGGGUGAUUUGAUUAUUCUGUGAUGAGAUAAAACAAUUCUGCAUACAUUUAGUUGUAUUCCAUUGACUUUGAUGUCACAUAAUCAAGGGCAAUGUAGAAUUCCAGGCCUAAGGUCUGACAAGGCUGGAACUGAGCCCUCUUCUUCCUUAUCUUGUUUGUUUCAUUUUAUUUUUGCUUUAUAAAAUAAUCCUGUUGUAUGAUUGUC
Messenger RNA from Hemicordylus capensis (graceful crag lizard), 13422 nucleotides. RefSeq names its product integrin subunit alpha 9 (gene ITGA9). Bases 347 to 3448 code for a protein of 1033 amino acids. The record is from RefSeq and is a predicted model, not a curated record. Gene Ontology annotation, cellular component: integrin complex; external side of plasma membrane. Gene Ontology annotation, biological process: cell-matrix adhesion; cell adhesion mediated by integrin; integrin-mediated signaling pathway. The transcript has 28 exons. NCBI's taxonomy places the organism in Eukaryota, Metazoa, Chordata, Lepidosauria, Squamata, Cordylidae. Gene Ontology annotation, molecular function: integrin binding.